This is a messenger RNA of Agrilus planipennis (emerald ash borer), 5598 nucleotides long. RefSeq names its product dimethylaniline monooxygenase [N-oxide-forming] 3. NCBI's taxonomy places the organism in Eukaryota, Metazoa, Arthropoda, Insecta, Coleoptera, Buprestidae. Bases 407 to 1711 code for a protein of 434 amino acids. The record is from RefSeq and is a predicted model, not a curated record. Gene Ontology annotation, molecular function: N,N-dimethylaniline monooxygenase activity; flavin adenine dinucleotide binding; NADP binding. The transcript is spliced from 8 exons.
GUAUGUAAAAUCAGUGAAAUUAACAAGCUUAUUGACGUUUUCUUUCGUUUGUUAUCGCUUUUUGUUGCUUUAUAAUCUGACUUCGACUUUUUCCUGAAAAACGCUAAAUGAUAUUAAAGUUUUGUUUGUGAAUUUCUCGAGUUUAUGCACCACACACGUCUACCUCGUAAUCUAUGUUGCUUAGACGUAUGAAGGAAACCUUGCGGAUUACAUUUAAAUAAUACUAAGAAACUAAAACUUCUUUUAUCGUCAAAUGAAUACGCAAUUCAUACAUAAAUAAUAACAUCAACGUUUUAGAUAAUUAUUGCCUUUAAAACAGUCAAACUAAUUUGUUCAAUUCUUCUGUGUUUUGAAGUGUUUUCCAUACCUAUCUGCUGUGUCUUCCUACUGUUUAUUCGUCAAUAAAAUGCAUUUGGCUUUUUGUUCAAUAAUUGUAUUUAUUUUUGUCUGUUCAAAUCAAGGGCAUCAAACAAUGAAGGUGGCAAUUAUCGGCGCCGGUCCUUCAGGAUUAAUUAGUGCCAAAUAUUGUGCUGAUGCAGGCUUUGAUUACGACAUUUAUGAACAAACAGGAGCAGUUGGCGGUACAUGGGUUUACACCGAUAAAACAGAUCUGGAUGAAAACGACUUGCCGGUUCACUCAUCUAUGUAUAAAAAUUUACGCACAAAUUUGCCGAAAGAAUUAAUGACCUUCGGUGGUUUCACGUAUCCGGAAGAGUUGAAAAGGUCAUAUCUAUAUCAAGCAGAAGUUUUACAGUAUUUCGAAAAUUUCACUAAACAUUUUCACAUCGAUGAACAUAUUAAGUUUUUCAGUUACGUUAAGCAAAUUGAAAGUUUAACGAAUGGAAAGUGGUUAGUGAAAUUGUUAGAUGUUAAAAGUAAAACCGAAACAGAGCAUAUUUACAACGUCGUAAUGGUUUGCAAUGGACAUUACGAAAAACCCUUCAUUCCAGAUAUAAAGGGCGCAUCAGGUUUUGAAGGAAUGAAAUUACAUAGUCAUGCUUACCGAAUUGCCGAAAUAUUUACGGGUAAGACGGUCCUUAUUAUAGGCGGAGGUCCUUCCGGAAUCGACAUUUCUCGAUUACUUUCUAAAGUUGCCUUGAAGGUCUUUUUAAGUCAUAGAAAUGUUAUUCCAAUAAAAUUGCCCAACAGCGUUUACCUCAAGCCGAUAGUUAAGGAAAUAUUUAAAAAUUCCGUUGUUUUUAAUGACGGAACGGAAGAAAAUAUCGAUGUAAUUUUAUAUUGUACAGGAUACGAGUACAGUUAUCCGUUUCUCUCGAAAAAUUCUGAUAUCGAAAUUGUAAACGGCAAAUGGGUUAGACCGUUAUAUAAACAAAUCGUUAACAUAGAACACCCGACUAUGGCGUUUAUAGGAAUUCCAUUUGCAGUAGCUGCGAUUCCCGUACUUGAAGUGCAGGUGAGAUUUUUCAUUUCUUCAUUAACAGGACAUUUCCAAAUACCUUCGAAAGAAAAUAUGUUGAAAGAUUUUCAAGAAUACGUAACUGACAAGAAAUCUAAGUCGAUGUACCCAAAUUACAUGCAUAAAAUGGGAAAUUAUCUAGAGCAAGAAAAGUAUUUUAAUGACUUAACUACAACAGCUAACAUCACUCGAGUACCCAAUGUUGUUAAUAAAUUAUACAAAGCUGUUAAAGAUAUGAGAAACUUGGACGCUUGUUACAAAAUCGUUGAUUCAGAAACGUUUGAGAAAAAUUAAGCGAGAUAAAGGUGCAUGAAAAAGAAGUACAAUGAGCCAUAUCGUACCAGCCAAUGAUAUCCAUAAACAUGAGAGUAAUAAGCCUAGUUGGGGCAAUUAUAACCAGGAUUACUUAACGUAAUUAUGUAACGAGGCGUCGGUGUAAAUAAUGUGCAAUUGACCUGUCUGCGUACCAGCUGCUACGAAGGUCACGAGUAGGUGCGCGUGUUUCGUCACUUGACGUUUGCAAUAACAAAGGUCGAUAAGUUAUUGCGGCCGCAGCGAGUGUUCUCAAUCAUUGAAGGCUCAGGAAGUGGGAUAUCUUUUCUGCAUAGUUUUUACACCCCCUACAUUGUAGCGCUAUCACGAGAUGUACUCUAUAGUACCUCCAGAUGUUACCUUUCAAAAUUUUCUGAAUACUGAUCAAAUGUAGUGUAUAACGAAUGUGAUAGGCGUUAAUGUUGUAUACAAUAUUCAACAGCAUUCAUGAAGCUUCACUGGGUCAGCGUUAUUAAGGUUUCUACUAGCGGCCGAUGAUUCUUUUUUUCAAUUUCUUUAUUUUUUACAAAUCUUUUUUUGACUAGUAUGCUAAGAAUUAAAAGGUCCUGUCGUAACAAUCAUAAAGUGAGCGUUGUUGUUACCGUGUAUUCCCUUUUAUCUGAUAGUUAACCUAUGGCUUCACUAUUUGGUAACAUUGUGACAUUUGAAGUAUACUUCAUGGAAUGUAAAUUGGCCUAAUUCUACUUAAUUAUAUAAUUAAAUUUAAUCAGAAAACACAUAUAUGACGUCAUGGACAAAAAAUAUUUUCUGCAAUGAAUCAAACGUCUCAGUGCACUGUACAAUGUGAUGAGCUGGAAAACGUCAUAUGACGUCGAGGAGCGUUUUUACACUUACACUGUCAUGUGUGAGUUGCUGCGCAGUUCAAGUUUGGUUUGUUUUGGUGUUAUAAAAACAAGAUUCAAUUGAUUCCAUUCAAUUGAGAUAUAUAUUUUUGCGUACUAUUUUUGAUUUUAUUCAACAGUUUGUAAAUACAUAUCACCUAAUUUCUCAACAAAUGCAAGAAUAAGAUUUGUUCCUUCGUAACAAAACGUUUGUAAAGAAUAGGAUGUAUUAAAGAAAUAGUAAGUAAAUUAGACUACUGUUCUGUCAUGAAACAACAAUCAAGAUAAACAGGCUCGUUAGAAAAAUGCAGAUGCUGAUCUGAAGAAGAAAGUCGCUAAGUAUCAAAAAAGAUUGUUGAGACUUAAAAAAAUAAAAAAGGAUCAAAAGCCAGAUACACCCACAACACAUUUAAACAAGAUGUUAGACACUCCAGAAUGUAGAAGAGAAUUGGUCAAGAAGGCUCUUUUUGGCGGAAGUUGUGAAGCAGCAACUACAAGAAAAUUUUUCUUAAAUGAAAACUAAGAAAGAAAAAUCUACUGCAAAUCAGUUAGUUUCAGGAAUAAUUGUCAAGAGAUAUAAGCUAUGGCGAAUGAAAGAUACAGGAAUUUUAACAUACAAGUGAAUUAAUAUAAUCUUACUGAAGAAGACGCAGUAGUACAUAUGGACUUCUCUGAAAAUUAUGCAACCAAAUACAGUUAGGAAAUACAAGCGUUUAUCUUUGGAAGAUCCCCCAUACAAAUAACUCUCCACACAGUAAUUAUUUUAUUCAACAGUUUGUAAAUACAUAUCACCUAAUUUUUCAACAAAUGCAAGAAUAAGAUUUGUUCCUUCGUAACAAAACGUUUGUAAUGAAUAGGAUGUAUUGAAAAAAAAUUAAGUAAAUUAGAUUACUGUUCUGUCAUGAAGCAACAAUCGAGAUAAACAGGCUUGUUAGAAAAAUACUGACAAGAACGUUGGAGGCAUUUGCAAAUAAAUUCGCAGUCGCGGUAUCGAAACAUCGUGAAAGCGCCAAUGGGAAAUUAAUUCAAGAAAACACAGUAAUGCUCGCGCAUUUCCGAGUUUGUACUUCAAAUUAUCAAAGGAUCUGAGUGCUGCAACACCUGUCGGAGCGAACGUGACCGCAACUGAACUAGCAACUCUAAAUAAUGCACCCAUUACAAUGCUAAUAAUUAAGAUAAAGAUUUACAUUUAAAAGUUUUUUCUCUACUUUUAUUUAACCUGUUAAGAUGUUCAGGUUCACUUAAUAUCAAAAUCUACGAAAAUGUAUAUAUUUACUUGUCAAUUACUUGCCUUUUUACUUGUCAUUCUUCUGUAUCUUCUAUACCAAUUUUUCUAUUCAUAAUCAUAAGGGCGUCAGUCCUAAGACUGGUUGGAUAUGCACCUCCACUCUUUCGUAUCUUAAGCUAAUCUUCCCAUUUCCCUAAACCUAGAACAUCUCACAUCUUUAACUAUUUGUGAAAAGUACUCUAAUCUGGAUUUACCUUUACUCCUUUCAACUCCUGUUUCUGUUCCUAAUAUUUCCGUGACUAGUUCUUCAUGCUGCCUGAAAAGGUGUCCUACCAACCUAUCUCGCCUAUUUCUUAUUGACUUCUGCUCUGUCCUCUGUUAUCCUAUUCUUUCUAAUAUGUAUCUCUUCAUUUCUAACCUUCUCCAUCCAAGGUAUCCUCAGCCAUAUUACCCCGUCUAUUAUUAUUUUCUUAUAUCCAACCUUGAUUGUCUUCUCUCCAUUUCUUUGCCUCUUCUCGUUUACCUUUCUCUUUUCUUCCAUGGUCAUAUCGUCCCUUAUAUAUAUCUCUGUCUCCUUUAGCCUUCUGACAUUUCUAAUUAUCUGUAUCUUAUCUUCCCACUUUUCCAUAUUUACGCCAUAGAUUUUCUCCUGAAGCUUCCAUACCUCCACUACCUCCACCUUCUUCUUCUCCUUCUUUUCUUUGUUCCCUUCUAACUGUAUUCCAAAAAUUAUUGUUUCGCUUCUUUUCUACUCUUCUUUUCUUUUCUAAUUCCAUUUCCAUUCUCCUUAUUCUUUUCAUCUAAUCUUCUAAAUGCUUCUCCACCCUCUUUUUUAUUUCCAAAUCCUCCAACACCACCUCUUUCACUUCUUUCGUAUUGUAAAUAUUCCCUUACGCUCUUCGCUCUUAUCCAUUUUUUCUUCCCAUUUCUUUACUUUUUCACUUGUUUCUUUCUCUCUUUCUUCCGUCAUUUCUAUACUUUUAUUUUCUUCCUGGAUUCCCUCCAUCUUCUGUUCGAAUUCUUUCCAUCUUCGUUAUUUUUGCAAUUCUCUUUUCCUUUGUUUCUCCUCAUUUACCUUAAAAUUUUUUUAUUUUUCCUCUUUAUAUUUUCUAACAUUUGCAUUAUUCUGUCUCAAUUUUUCCAUCUUAAUAUUAAGCUCCACUAUAUUUUUUCUUUUCAAAUCUUCUUUUGCCUCUUCCAGACCACUCAUGUUUCUUUCUUUAUUCCCGUUCUCUACUCUUCCUUUGUAAAUCUAAUUUUUCUUUACUUCUCCUCUUUUAUCUUCAGCUUUAUUAUUUACCCUUUAAAUUCUGUUGCUUAAAAUUUGAAUGAAUAUAGAGACAGCUCUUCUUUUUACUUUUAGUCUGAACAAACCAAAUAAAAACUGUCUUUUUCUUUUAACUUAUCAAUGUUCACAAAAGGUCCAUAGGACAAGUUACUGCAUUAAUCAGAAACACGUGUGACACAAGCAAAACUUUUAAUUCUCGAAUGCAGAAAACAGUCCAUAAUGAAAAUAAACACGUAUAAAAAUUAAUGCACUUAGGUUCAUCAGCCACAGAAAAUAGGACAAAAAUGGACAGUUUUUCCCGAUAUAAUCAACCAAAAUACUGAAAAUGAGAUUCAGUACAACCUUAUUAUAACCUUACCAUUUAAUUUUUGUUUUACUUUUAUUUAUUUUCAUACAAUACUGUUUUGUUUAAAGCUAUCCCUAACUCCUCCUUGAUAAAUUUUUCUAUUGCAAUAAAAUAAUUCAAAAACUUUAUGAUUUGUUAUUCGAGUUCAUUCAAACCAUAAGUACU